This is a messenger RNA of Rhopilema esculentum, 1417 nucleotides long. RefSeq names its product evolutionarily conserved signaling intermediate in Toll pathway, mitochondrial. The record is from RefSeq and is a predicted model, not a curated record. Lineage: Eukaryota; Metazoa; Cnidaria; Scyphozoa; Rhizostomeae; Rhizostomatidae. Gene Ontology annotation, molecular function: protein binding. Gene Ontology annotation, cellular component: mitochondrion. Gene Ontology annotation, biological process: cell surface receptor protein serine/threonine kinase signaling pathway; innate immune response.
AUUACGAGACCAGAACAUAAUGGUGUUUACUGACUACUACUACUCGAGAUUAAAUUUCGUGGUCAAAAUGUUGUUCUGGUAGCAUGCUUAGAUUAACAAAUUUCAUUGUUCAACCAACAUUUUUUAUGGAGAGGAGACUUUAUAUUUUUCGCCAUUUAUUUGGCAAGGCAGCUGUAUCGGCGAUUAGAAACAAUAGAAGACACAAUCUUUUACUAGCCGUAGGUAUCACUGAACAUAAACGGCCUAAAAGUGAUAUUGUACAAACGCCUGUUGAUAGUAAAAUUGCCCGGACUUCAGAGAAAGAGAAAGAUGUUCAAGUUUCACACACCAUGAAACACCUAAUGAAAGGUGAAGACAAGUUUGCAAAAAUCAAAAGAGUUAGUUUUUUUCGUGGCAAAAUGGAACAAAGAAUUGAUAAGCGUCAUAUUCUUGCCUUUGAAAAUGCACUAACGGAGGAAAGGACUAAAGAAGGAUUUGUACGUGUUGUUCACGACUUUUUGGCCAAGGAUAGACUGAAAAGAGGUCAUCUUAGUUUUGUUAGCACGUCUCUGAAUUACAUGGAUUCAUUUGGUUUACACAAAGACCUUGAUGUAUACAAUGAAAUUUUAGAAGUUUUCCCAAAGUAUGUUAUUACUAACAAGACUCUACUGGAUGCCCUAUGGCCUAAACCCCAUCCACAGAUUGAUAUUGCUCUAGAUUUACUAACUAAAAUGGAGGACAAUGGCAUCAGGCCAGAUGACUUGACAUACACAAUUUUGUUAGAAAUAUUUGGCAAAGCAGGUCUCCCAGUCCAGAAAGCUCAACGAAUGGCAUAUUGGUUUGAUAAAUACCAGCACGCUAAUCCUUAUCUUGUUUCAGAUGAAGAUCUUAAGGAUAGGUUUAAGCUUUGCAAAUUGGCACUUACAAGAAUGACUAUGGAUGAAGAAAAUAUCAAAGUGUACACAUGUGAGGAUGAUCCUGGCAGUAUUUAUAAAAAGUCAUUUAUCAUUGGAUGCCAGAAUGAGGAACAAAGAGAAUUUCUUGCAACACAUGAUGCAUCAAAAACACUUUAUCUAGAAGGACCAUACCAUAUCUGGAUGAAUCAUAUAAAGGAACAAUAUUACCUACUUAGGUCCCAACCAAUUGAUAUGGAAAACCCAAUAACACAUGAAGAUGAUACAAGAGUGCGCGAAGGUAUGGUUGUUGGCCUAUGCAUGACAAAUAAGUCAGUGAAAGAAGCAUUGCAAAGUUGGUUAGUCCAUCUGCAAGAAGACAACCCAAGACUGUCUAAGUUUAAAAUAAUUUUUAAUGUCAAUGUUCAAGAUGAAAUUGUCACUUUCUAAAUAGAUUAAGAAGAAAUAAAAGCCAUGAGUGUUUUUGCUUUUGUAUGAAAAGUGAUUUCUAUUUUAUGGUUUAUGAAAUAAUAUUGCGGGUUGAA